Molecule: messenger RNA, 2047 nt
Organism: Danio rerio (zebrafish)
Lineage: Eukaryota; Metazoa; Chordata; Actinopteri; Cypriniformes; Danionidae
Gene: nherf1a
Product: NHERF family PDZ scaffold protein 1a
Cellular component (GO): plasma membrane; endomembrane system; microvillus
Molecular function (GO): molecular adaptor activity
Source: RefSeq, marked validated
GAUUUGACUUACGGAGUUGCAACACAGUGAAGAGGCGGAGUGCGUGGCCCAGUUUUCACUUCACGAAUACACUUUUCUGGUUUUCCUUCAACGUCAAGUUUACCCGGACUGCUGGUGUUGAGUAGGCUGCCUCUAAGUCUUAAACUUUCAAAAUGUCCAGCGACCUCAGGCCAAAGCUGUGCGUCUUAGAAAAAGGGGACACCGGAUACGGGUUUCAUCUCCACGGCGAGAAGAACAAGCCCGGUCAGUUCAUCCGUCAUGUGGAGCCCGACUCUCCGGCCGCCGCCGCCGGUCUGCUGGCCGGGGACAAACUAGCUCUGGUCAACGGGGAAAAUGUUGAGGACGAGAAGCAUCAACAGGUGGUGUCCCGCAUACGAGACACCGUGGGCAAACUGGAGCUCGUGGUGUUGAACGCAGAGACCGCAGAACUGCUGCUGAAGCACAAUUUGAAGUGCCAGAAAGAGUAUGUGACUGAUGGGAUACCAAUUCCUGCUGGAUCCGAGCCUGAAGAUGAAGUGAAGAACGGGACAUCAUCCAGAGAAUCCACCCCAGUCCCGGAGACAAAUGGGGACAUGCGCAUAGAUAGACUCAGUGUGAGCUCCAAGGACUCGAAGAACGAGCUGCGUCCACGUCUCUGUCACAUAAAGAAAGGUGCCACCGGAUAUGGCUUCAAUCUUCACACAGAGAAAACAAAACCCGGCCAGUACAUCAGGGCGGUGGAUGAGGACUCACCGGCAGAGAAAUCUGGACUUCGGCCUCAAGAUAAAAUAGUGCAGGUCAAUGGUAUUUCUGUGCACACUAUGCAGCAUUCAGAAGUGGUGGCGGCCAUUAAAGCAGGAGGAGACGAGACCAAACUUCUAGUGGUGGAUCCAGAAGCAGACGCUUUCUUCAUGAGCUGUGAAAUCCUGCCAACCGAGGAGCAUCUCACAGGUCCACUUCCAGAGCCUAUUCCCAGACGUGAAGCAGAAGAGCAGGUGAAUGGAAAAGUUGUCCAGGAGGAAAAGCCUAAAGUAGAAAUGAGUCUGUCGAGCUCCAGCACCUCCUCUAACACCUCCACCUCUGCAGCUCCGGCUCCAGCAUCAGCUCCGGCUCCAGCAUCAGCUCCGGCUCCAGCAUCAGCUCCGGCUCCAGCCAUGGCUGCUGCACCACAGGAGAAGGUGAAGGAGAAAGCCUCCAGCGCAGACGCAGGCCUGGCUCUGAACAUGUCUCUUCAGCAGGCUAAAGAGCGCGCUCAUCAGAAACGCUCCAACAAGAGAGCUCCGCAGAUGGACUGGAGCAAAAGAAACGAGCUCUUCAGCAACCUCUGAGCCUCCUGCGUGCCUCUGUCUCUCUCUGUUGUUUUCUUCACUUCUCCUCCAUCCCAUCAUGCCUCUCUUCUCCAUCAUCGUCAGUCUUUUAAAUCCACUUGCACAUGAUUAGAAAACCCUUUACGUGUACGUUUUAAACCAGUGUUAUUCUGCUUGAGAUUUUCCUCUGUUGAUUUCCUCGUGUUUUUAAAAUAUAUAUAUCUGAUUUAACAUUCCUGUAUAAUGUACAGCCUAGAACUUAAUUAUUUUUAUUUUAAAAAAAGAAAGCUUCAAUGAUCUCUGUAUAUUUUCUUGCUUCGCUUAGCGUGAUAUUGAUGCAGUAUUGGUGACCCUUCAAGAGCGAGUUUGGGUGAUUUCCAGCAGCACAAAUCCAGAUUUGAGUCUUUUAUGUUUAUGAUCAGUUUAUAACGUCAAAUGUAGAAAGUCCAGCUUUAUAAUGUUUGUAAAUGUGAACCGGGAGCCAAUAACCACUGUCUGACUGAAUGUUUUAGCUGAUAAGGUUUUAUUUAAAGUGCUUUGUGAACAGCACAUGCUAAUAAUGUGAGCGAGGAGCGGCUCUGAAACAAGCGUGUGGUGUGAGUUUACUUGUAAAUCUUGCACAGUAGGCCUGUUCUGGUAUCUUCGCUUCAUUCCGUGAGACUUUAAGAUGGUACAUUUUUAACUCAAAUACUGAAAUAUACCUGCUGUUAAAGUCUGUUUCACGCAGAAAUGAUUUUUGUUAUUAAAUAUUAUGAAAAGUC